AUGGUUAAGCUUGCUCAUAUCCUCGUUGCAACAUUCGGGGUUCUCCUCCUCCUUAACGGCAGUCUCGCAAGGCAGUCCCUAGGGGUUCCUCCUCAGCUAGGGAACGCCUGUAACCUAGAUAACUUAGACGUUCUUGAACCCACCGAAACUAUCAAGAGCGAGGCUGGUCGAGUCGAGUACUGGGAUCACAACCAUCCUCAAAUCCGAUGUGCUGGUGUCUCUAUCUCUCGUGUUGUAAUCGAACAAGGCGGUCUUUACCUUCCUACCUUCUUCAGCUCCCCCAAAAUUUCCUACGUUGUUCAAGGAAUGGGUAUUAGCGGAAGAGUGGUCCCUGGAUGCGCGGAAACCUUCAUGGACUCUCAGCCUAUGCAAGGACAACAACAACAACAACCAUGGCAGGGACAACAAGGACAACAGGGUCAGCAGGGACAACAAGGACAACCAUGGCAGGGACAACAAGGUCAGCAGGGACAACAAGGACAACAGGGUCAGCAGGGACAGCAGCAGCAAGGUCAACAAGGGUUCCGUGACAUGCACCAGAAGGUGGAACAUGUACGACAUGGAGACGUCAUAGCCAUAACUUCAGGCUCUGCCCAUUGGAUCUACAACACCGGUGACCAGCCACUUGUCAUCAUCUGCCUUCUAGACAUUGCCAACUACCAAAACCAGCUCGACCGCAACCCAAGAACGUUCCGUCUGGCCGGAAACAACCCACAGGGCAGUUCACAGCAACAACAACAACAACAGAACAUGUUGAGCGGGUUCGACCCUCAGGUCCUAGCCCAGGCAUUGAAAAUCGACGUUAGGUUGGCUCAGGAGCUUCAGAACCAACAAGACAACAGAGGAAACAUCGUUCGUGUUAAGGGACCUUUCCAGGUUGUGAGGCCGCCUCUUAGACAGGCAUACGAGAGUGAGAAGUGGAGACACCCACGUGGCCCACCACAAAGCCCACAAGACAACGGCUUGGAGGAGACUAUCUGCAGUAUGAGGACCCACGAGAACAUUGAUGACCCAGCCCGUGCUGACGUGUAUAAACCACACCUCGGUCGUGUGACUAGCGUCAACAGCAUGACCUUACCCAUCUUGCAGUACGUCAGGCUCAGCGCUACCCGUGGCAUUAUCCAGGGUAAUGCGAUGGUGCUUCCGAAAUACAACAUGAAUGCAAACGAGAUCUUGUACUGCACACAAGGACAAGCAAGGAUUCAAGUGGUGAACGACAACGGACAGAACGUGUUGGACCAGCAAGUGCAGAAGGGACAACUCGUGGUCAUCGACCACGAGGAUUCGCAUACGUUGCCCAGUCCCAUGGAAACAGCUUCGAAUGGAUUUCUUUCAAGACAAACGCUAACGCGAUGA
Eruca vesicaria subsp. sativa (arugula) is the source of this 1356-nucleotide messenger RNA. Lineage: Eukaryota; Viridiplantae; Streptophyta; Magnoliopsida; Brassicales; Brassicaceae. The record is from the annotation of a GenBank genome assembly.